GGGUGUCCCUGGCUCGUCUCGGGCAGAGGGCCUCUCUCUUUGUGAGCCAAUCCAAGGCCAUCAUGCCAGCCUCUCAAAGCAGGUCCCGGGCACGGGACCGAAAUAAUGUUCUAAACAGGGCUGAGUUCUUGUCACUGAACCAGCCUUUAAAGGGGGCUCAGGAGAAUAGGAGCUCAAGCAGGAAGACAACAGGCCCGUCUGUGCAGGCCCCGCCACCGAAUGAGGGGUCCAAGGAGCGGAGGCAGUCCCAGCAGCUGCCCGAAGAAGACUGCAUGCAGCUAAACCCAUCCUUCAAGGGAAUCGCAUUCAACUCCUUGCUGGCCAUUGACAUCUGUAUGUCCAAGAGGCUGGGGGUCUGUGCCAACCGAGCUGCCUCCUGGGGCAGUGCUCGCUCUAUGGUCAAACUCAUUGGGAUCACAGGGCAUGGGAUCCCUUGGAUUGGGGGCACCAUUAUCUGCCUGGUGAAGAGCAGCACUCUUGCAGGGCAAGAGGUCCUAAUGAAUCUGUUGCUAGCUCUUCUUUUGGACAUCAUGACUGUGGCUGGAGUGCAGAAGCUUAUCAAACGACGAGGCCCUUAUGACAUGAGCCCAGGCCUCCUGGACUACCUCACCAUGGACAUUUAUGCCUUCCCAGCUGGCCAUGCCAGUCGAGCCGCCAUGAUAUCCAAGUUCUUCCUCAACCACCUUGUGCUAGCUGUCCCCUUAAGGAUCCUUUUGGUGCUCUGGGCCUUUUGUGUAGGCUUGUCAAGGGUUAUGAUUGGGCGGCACCACAUCACUGAUGUGGUCUCUGGUUUUGUUAUUGGCUACUUUCAAUUCAAACUGGUGGAGCUGGUCUGGAUGUCCUCCAACACCUGCCAGAUGUUGAUAUCCAUCUGGUGAAUAGCACUGUCAAAGCUUGACCUUUUCAAGAGAGGGGAGGAGAAUAGAAAAAAAAAAAAACCUUUUAAUGGAAAGAAGUUGGAGCCAUUCCCUCUUGAAUAUGUUAUUAGACUCCCCAUUUUAUUUCCCCAUUAUAUUUUGGUGACCAGUAUCCACAGGUUAUCCCAGCCAUACUUAGGGAAGCAGGGGUUCUUGAAAAAUACUACUUUCCCCACCUUGCCCCCGAAUACCCAGAGUUAUUUUGACUUUCCCCUAUCAUCUCAAACCCGGUGGAGUUUCAGCAUUUCAGAAUCAAUAUUGCUAAGCUCCUGCUAUAGGGAUGUCUUCAGAUGUCUGAUAGUAAAAGAGGAAAAGUCAAGCUGGAAAAAAGAGGUGGUUUCUGGUCUUCACCUUUUGCUGUUACUGUUGUCAAGUUUUUUGGCUGGUGCUUGUAAAUUCCAGACCCCAUCCCUUCAAGAAACACCCCAUCAUCCACAUUUUGAUGUGUGGGCCUGGCAGCACUCACCAUAGAUGGAUACUCAAGCCAAUAUCAGAGCUCAGACAUUUGGUGAGCCAGCUGGAGAAGCUCUUUUCUGCAAGUCUUGUCAACGGCUGGCUCUUCCCAGGGCACUACUGCAUCCUGGCCUUUGGGAAGGCCAGUGCUUGCCCACCCUGCUGUACUCAGAAUGGUAGACUAGACAAAGCACUGGCUAGUGUCCAGUAGCAUCCAGCACUGCUUUGGCCCCCAGGGGCCGGACUCUGUGUGACCUAAUAGGUCUUUUCCAAGUCAAACUUGUAUAAUUCUGUAUUUCAUGUGUCAAUAUAUACAAUAUGCAAA
Molecule: messenger RNA, 1695 nt
Organism: Gracilinanus agilis (Agile Gracile Mouse Opossum)
Lineage: Eukaryota; Metazoa; Chordata; Mammalia; Didelphimorphia; Didelphidae
Gene: PLPP7
Product: phospholipid phosphatase 7 (inactive)
Exons: 2
Coding region: 63-878 (271 amino acids)
Cellular component (GO): nuclear envelope
Molecular function (GO): sphingosine-1-phosphate phosphatase activity
Source: RefSeq, a predicted model, not a curated record